GUUUCUUGAAGUAGUAGAAGAGUGAGAGAUAUGGCAGAAACAAGAAUAACAGGCGCAGGUGGAAUAGUGGAUCAGAGGAAUCCAGCAUUGACAGCAGAGGCCCCUCUUGCCCCAAUCACUACUCAGCGCAAAGUUAGAACUGACUUGGAAACUUCUAUUCCUAAGCCUUAUAUGGCUAGGGGAUUGGUUGCUCCGGAUAUGGAGCAUCCCAACGGAACUCCUGGGCAGAGUCACAAUGGCAUGAGUGUUCUUCAGCAGCAUGCAGCCUUCUUUGACCAGGACGAUAAUGGCAUUAUUUAUCCAUGGGAAACAUACUCAGGACUUCGUCAAAUUGGUUUCAACAUGAUUGGGUCAUUCAUAACGGCUAUUAUGAUCAAUGCUGCUUUGAGCUAUCCUACUCUUCCGGGAUGGUCUCCUUCUUCGUUCCUUCCCAUAUACAUUCAUAAUAUACACAAGGGAAAACAUGGAAGUGGUUCGGGGACGUAUGACAGAGAAGGCAGGUUUUUGCCAGUGCACUUUGAGAACAUCUUUAGCAAGUACGUUCGCACAAUGCCUGAUAAGCUUACUCUUGGAGAAUUGUGGGAUAUGACUCAAGCCAGAAGAGAAACAUAUGAUUUUUUUGGUUGGAUUGCUACAAAAAUGGAGUGGGGACUUUUGUAUCUUCUUGCUCGAGAUGAAGAUGGGUUCUUAUCGAAAGAGGCUAUAAGGCGAUGCUUCGAUGGGAGUUUGUUUGACUAUUGUGCCAAGGAACAAAUGGGAGGUGACAAUGCUAAGCAAGAAUAGGAUCACUUAGAAUUAUAAAUGCUAGUGUUUUGAUAUAAGAUGUAAAAGUCUAGCCUUGAAUCUUGUAUUUUGGCAUACAUGUUUAAACAGUUUUCCGUCUCAA
Solanum dulcamara is the source of this 886-nucleotide messenger RNA. RefSeq names its product peroxygenase-like. The record is from RefSeq and is a predicted model, not a curated record. NCBI's taxonomy places the organism in Eukaryota, Viridiplantae, Streptophyta, Magnoliopsida, Solanales, Solanaceae. The coding region runs from base 31 to 783 and encodes 250 amino acids. Gene Ontology annotation, molecular function: monooxygenase activity; calcium ion binding. The transcript is spliced from 6 exons.